AUGUUUGGGAUCUUACAAAAGGUUCGUGAUGUGGCAACGAUGCAAAAUUGCGAAGCGGUGGUGAAUGCGUGUGGCAGGGCUGUUGCUGCUGUUCUUUCAUCGAAACCAGAAAAGGUGGAAGCCAUAGAUGCUUCGAAGUUGAAAACCUUCGAAAAAUGUGAUAAUUCUUACACGUUUGCACUAUAUGUAGAUAAACCAAAGGGUGUGACAUAUUACGUUGUUUAUUUGCCGAGAUCGUUGAAGAUUUGGCGCACGCAGGAACGUCACCAAGCAGAAUUGCUAAGAAAUCAGUUGAACAGUCUAAAACUACUUGUUAAUAUUCUAGAAAAAAUAAGUUCUAAGUUUUUCGAGGCUGAGAUGGAACAGUUGAGAGAUUCGGUGAUCAAAAAUCCCAGUUUUAAUGAUAUACAUCAUGCAGCUGCUUGUAAUUUCCCGAGAGUUAUCGCUGUAUUGUGCAAGAAUCGUCCAAGCAUUGUUAAUGAUGUAUCCAUUGAUGGCUAUUAUCCACUGCACAUAGCAGUAGAGAAUGAUGCUAAACAAGCUGUACAAGUACUACUGAGUUUAGGUGCUCAUACUGCAAAACAGGAUUGUCAUUCUAGAAAUGCUGUGCACUAUGGUGCGGGGAAUAAUCCAGAAGUACUGAAGUUGUUAGCUGGGGCUCACGAUUUCUUGGACGCUAUUGAUGUAAUUGACAAAGAUGGCUUGUCACCACUUUGUCAUGCUAUUCGUUCAGCCAAAGCAAAAUGUGUGGAAGUGUUGUUGGAUGCAAACUGUUCAACUGGUCCUUUCCCAGGUGGUUCUUUGUCGGCCAUGGUUUCUAUGGUUGCUUUAUCACCAGAUUUACCGAGGAUAGUCGAUUUAUUAUUAAUACGAGCUCCACAGUUUUUAGUCGAAGAAAUCGAUGGUUCAUCGACUAUACUCCAUGAAAAAUUGGAAUCAAAAUUGUUACACCGUAUUCUGGGAGAUCUUAGGAAUGUCGUUAAUAUAAAUGUUCGAAAUAAUUUGGGUCAAACACCGCUAUACUGUGCUGUAGCACGAAAUGAUUUGUCACAAAGUUUUACGCUGCUGACUUAUGGUGCUGAUUUAAAUAUCGCAAACUAUGACGGGAACACCCCGUUACAUAUAUCUUCCAAGAAUGGGGACGUUGAUCUUGUGAAGCUGUUGUUAUGUUUUGGAGCAUCAGCAGAGCUGAAGAAUGGUCGUGGAGAAACAGCUUUGGAUGUUGGCAGAAACAAAAGUUUACGAUUAAUUUUGGCUUUUCAUCUAGUUCUUUCUGAUCUUAUGCAAGAGAAAGUAUUAGUGGAACGACAGCAAAUGACACCAGAAGAAAAGCAGCGUUUAGUCAAUGUAAUAAGUUUCGAUGGUGGUGGAAUAAGAGGCUUAAUACUUUUGCAGAUAUUGAUGCAUAUUGAGAAAUUGUUGGGUCAUUCUGUUAUGGAACAUUUUCAGUGGUUAUGCGGAACUAGUACUGGAGCAGUGAUCGCACUGGGACUAGCAAAAGGCUUGUUAAUUUCAAGAUAUUCAUUGAAGCAUUGUCAAAAUCUCUAUCUACGCAUAAAGGAUGAACUAUUUGUUGGUCGACGACCUUAUUCAAACAAAAUGAUCGAAAGUUUUUUUUGUGAAAUUUUUGGGGAGGAAACAGUAAUGGCGCAGUUAAGAUCCAAAAAGGUUAUUGUAACGGCUUCAUGUGUACAAAAAAGCCCACCGCUGUUAAAACUCUUUCGCAAUUAUACUUUACCAGUUAGCAAAGCUGAAAACAAAGCUUUGGGAUUUGAUGAUCCUGGUGAGAAUUUAGUAUGGAAAUGUGCACGAUAUUCCAGCGCUGCUCCAACGUUCUUUACACCGAAAGAUAAUUUUAUUGAUGGCGGAUUAAUAUCGAAUAAUCCAACACUUGAUCUUAUGUCAGACAUACAUAUUUAUAACGCUGCAUGCAUGAAAGUGGCAAGUUAUGGUUGA
Brugia malayi is the source of this 1956-nucleotide messenger RNA. RefSeq lists its product as uncharacterized. Gene Ontology annotation, molecular function: protein binding. The transcript is spliced from 14 exons. Gene Ontology annotation, cellular component: mitochondrion. NCBI's taxonomy places the organism in Eukaryota, Metazoa, Nematoda, Chromadorea, Rhabditida, Onchocercidae. The record is from RefSeq and is a predicted model, not a curated record. Gene Ontology annotation, biological process: positive regulation of ceramide biosynthetic process; lipid metabolic process. The coding region runs from base 1 to 1956 and encodes 651 amino acids.